This is a messenger RNA of Adineta ricciae, 1188 nucleotides long. The record is from the annotation of a GenBank genome assembly. Lineage: Eukaryota; Metazoa; Rotifera; Eurotatoria; Adinetida; Adinetidae.
AUGGGCGAAUCAGAAAUCGUACUGAACACAAUUUCAGAAAGCAAGUCCGACAAUGCUUAUGAUGUGAUGGCUAAGUACUCUAUCGAUUCACUCGGACAUGAUUUGAUUAGACAACGACUAGCUCAAAUUCCAGUUUUUCUAUUGGAAAUGCUUAAAAAAAAAACCAUAAGUAUCUCAACUAAUAUAUAUGUUGCUCAGUCAUUUAUUGUAACCGGUAUUGGUAGCUCAGAGGCUCAUGCUCGAUAUUUGACUCUCUUACUCAACACGUAUACAAAUCGACGGGCUCAGUUUAUCGGCUUUACUGCUUUCACGACGGCGACCGCGAAAGUAUUUCAUUCAGAUCAAAUUCUGAUUCUAUAUAGUCAAGGUCUUUCUCCAAACGCUCAAAUGGUUCUCAGCUACGGACAAACAUAUUUUUCACGGGUUCUUCUAUUUACAUCGAUGAAUAAUGAACAGCUUAAAAGCAAAUGCCCCUGGAUUCUCAGUGACAAAUUGGAGACAAUACAAUUUCCUCUCCAUGAUGAAUAUACUACUUUAAUACGAGUAAUUGGUCCAGCAUGUGGUUUUCUUGCCGCUAUCCUAUUCAUGCAGCAGCUUACUGAUCAACAGUUAGUUGAACAUGAUCAGCUACAACAGAUCAUAUUAGCUACAUCAUCGUUAUCCUUAUCAAUCUCCUCUCAAUCAGCUCUUUUACAAGCCAUGCUAGAAGAUACUGAGCAUCAAUUUUCACGAGGACCGUUCUAUUUGAUCCUUUCAGCACCGCUAAUCGAUGUUUGCCAAAAUAUCCAAUACAAAUUACUCGAAGGUCUUUUCUAUUCGAUGCCUGUCCUAUGCGAUUAUUUGCAAUUUGCUCACGGUACCUAUCAACAAUUACGAUCAAUCACUGAUCGUCCCUCAGCAAUUGUAUGCAUUGUGAAUCAAUCAAACGCACUGGAUGCUGAACUAGAGCGCCGCUUACGAGAGAUGAUCGAAAGCCACAGUGAUAGACGACAGUUAAUCAACAUUUAUACACUGUACUUGUGCUCAUCACCGUCAAUAAUCUAUUCAUUGCUUGAACUUGAAAUGCUCUUUAAUCGACUGGUUUUCGGCAUUAUGUGUGAACGCCGAUGUAACCAAAUCAAUUGGCCGGGCAAAGGAGAAGAUCAGCCUCUUUAUGGGUUCUCAGGUUCGUCUAGUUCUCUUGAGUGA